Messenger RNA from Ramularia collo-cygni, 2652 nucleotides. RefSeq names its product related to bovine rhodopsin kinase and to YGR052w. Bases 1 to 2652 code for a protein of 883 amino acids. Lineage: Eukaryota; Fungi; Ascomycota; Dothideomycetes; Mycosphaerellales; Mycosphaerellaceae. The transcript has 2 exons. Gene Ontology annotation, molecular function: protein kinase activity; ATP binding. The record is from RefSeq and is a predicted model, not a curated record. Gene Ontology annotation, biological process: protein phosphorylation.
AUGUUCUCGUCGGCGCUGAAGUCGUUCUCGUCGAACAUCUCGAACAAUUACACAAUAGCUCCGCAGCCUAGUGGCYCGUCGGGACCAUGGAAGAUAUUCGAUGCGAAGAGGAAGCAGACCGGCAAAGCGGCCUCCAUUUUCGUCUUUGAUAAGCGCAGUCUGGAGGCGCAGAGCGGAGGAUUCAAUGGUCGGAGCAGUGCCGCGUCGUUGAAAGAGGUGCUGCACAGAUUGAAGCUCGAGGCGAGCAAUCUCGCCAAACUGCGACAUCCCUCCAUCCUGGAACUGGUGGAGCCAGUGGAGGAGACCCGGAGCGGAGGGCUGCAGUUCGCUACGGAAGCUGUGACAACGAGCUUGGCGGGUCUGCUGCAGGAAAAAGACGAGCAGGAGCGGGGUGGCGCUGGGGGAAGGGCGAGCCGCUUUGUGGUAGAGGAGUCAGAUGGCACACGGCGGCGGCGUGAGUUGGAAAUUGACGAGCUGGAGAUCCAAAAGGGUCUUCUACAGCUGGCCAAGGGGCUGGAAUUUCUUCACGAGAGUGCAGGCUUAGUGCAUGCCAAUCUCACGCCGCAUGCGGUGGUUGUCAAUGCCAAGUCAGAUUGGAAGCUCACAGGCCUGGCAUUCUGUGGCCCGCACGAGAGCAGCACUUCGGCCACGUCUUUGACGCCCAUUAACCUUUAUGAAGUCCUGAACCACGACCCGAGGUUGCCCAGUAUGGUCCAGCUAAGUCUCGACUACACAAGUCCGGACUUUGUGCUUGACAAUUCGUUGACCCCCUCUGCGGACAUGUUCUCCCUUGGACUACUUACCGUGGCCCUAUACAAUAGUCCGCACACCUCGCCUCUGAGCACUGGUGGGUCCAUAUCCUCGUACAAGCGGAUAUUUGCAAACUCAUCUAGCAUCCCCACAUCGAGCAACAACUUUUUGGUCCCUUCGUCACAUCCGCUGCCGCCUAAGCUGCGGUCAGAUUUACUACCUCGRUUGAUCACCCGGAGGCCUGCACAGCGACUGUCUGCUCGCGAGUUUCAAGAAGCUAGCUACUUUGACAACAUUCUCGUGUCGACCAUCCGUUUUCUUGAUGCCCUCCCCGGGAAGACUGCAAACGAGAAACUGGCAUUCAUGCGUGGGCUGCCCAAGAUUACACCUCAGUUUCCCAAGAGUGUCUUGGAGAAGAAGGUGCUGCCGGCAUUGUUGGAAGAGCUCAAGGACAAGGAUCUACUGGCUCCCAUAUUGACCAACAUAUUCGCCAUGAUCAAGGCAAUGCCAUCAGGGAAAAAAGCCUUCGGGGAACGAGUCGCGCCCAAACUGACAGAGAUAUUCAUUACGAACAAGUCUGCCGAAAGAGACUCCUUGAAAGAGGCAGGUAUCAUGGUACUACUCGAGAACAUGGAUGUAGCCACGGAAAGCUGCCCUGGCAAGGAGUUCAGUGAUCACAUUCUGCCGGUAGUGAUGCUAGCGAUGGAGUCACCGAAUCAUUCCCUGGUAGACACCUCUCUUUCUAGCCUGCCGCUCGUGCUUCCAGUGCUGGACUUCUCCACCAUCAAGAAUACUCUGUUUCCGGUGGUCGCAACCGUCUUUGCGAAAACGUCAAGCUUAAACAUCAAGAUCCGAUGUCUGGAAGCAUUUCACUUUCUAUGUGGUGGCAAAGGAUCCGACGCUGACGGUGACGACGAUCUCAACGGAAUUGGUAUACCGGAGAAGAAGUCGAAUGCUACCUCGAGUAGCUUCGUUCUCGACAAGUACACCGUGCAGGAGAAAGUCGUGCCGAUGCUGAAAGGCAUCAAGACGAGGGAGCCAGGCGUCAUGAUGGCAGCUUUAAAGGUAUUCCGGCAGGUAGGCGAAGUGGCCGAUUCCGAUUUUCUGGCGAUGGAUGUCCUCCCUGUAUUGUGGUCCAUGAGCUUAGGACCGUUACUCAACCUGCAGCAAUUCCAGGCGUUCAUGACCCUUGUCAAGAACCUGGGGAAUAGGAUUGAGCGGGAGCAGAUCAAGAAGUUGCAGGAGAUGUCAGGCGGGAGCAUGACUGCGGCUGGCAGACAAUCAAAUGCCGCCGGCCGAGGUGCUGUGGGCACCAAUGGGAUGAGCAAAGGAUCCAUGAUUGGCGACGACACGGACUUUGAGACUCUGGUCUCGGGACGUAAGUCAGCUCCGAAUGGGGACGACCUUAUGAACGAUUGGGGUGGAGCAUCAACGCAGCCAGUGGUGGGUGGUAGACCACAAGUUACGCCAGCCUUCUCCUGGCAAUCAGCACCUGCUCCACAAAUGCAGGCACGCCAGUCUUCGAUGUCCUCAACCAUCUCUACACUCCGGCAGCCCAUGCCUACGACCAGGUCCAUUACGCCAGAUCUUGCAUCCUUCACAGCACUCACCCCGAGCAGCCAGUUCUCACAGCCGUUGCAGCCUAGCCGACAAGCCACAAACAUGGCUCAGCAGACUUAUCCAACUAAUGUGGGAGGCGCAACAGGCGGGAAUAUGUCUUCGGUCUCGGGUGCUCCUCGGUUCAAUCUAUCACCUCCUCCAGCCAGUCCACAGGCUGUUGGUCAAUCAGGCUACCAAUUCCCCACGGUACAGCCUGCCGCAGCGAAACCUUUGGAGCAAUCACAGCAGAAUGGUACUCAGGGCCAGCGGAGUGGCCUAGAUAGAUAUGAGAGCUUGUUGUAG